Thamnophis sirtalis is the source of this 1191-nucleotide messenger RNA. RefSeq lists its product as uncharacterized. Gene Ontology annotation, biological process: regulation of immune system process; regulation of cytokine production; negative regulation of transcription by RNA polymerase II. Gene Ontology annotation, cellular component: nucleoplasm. Gene Ontology annotation, molecular function: DNA-binding transcription repressor activity, RNA polymerase II-specific; RNA polymerase II cis-regulatory region sequence-specific DNA binding. NCBI's taxonomy places the organism in Eukaryota, Metazoa, Chordata, Lepidosauria, Squamata, Natricidae. The record is from RefSeq and is a predicted model, not a curated record.
AUGGCGGCUGAACAGAGGGCCAGAAGAGCCGAUGGCAUCCCAAGACACAGAGGGGUCAAAGUGGAAGAGCGUCAAAGCGUCAGCCCCCAAGGGGCAGAGGGAACGGACCGUGCGGGUAAACUGCCUCGGGUCCUUCAAGUGGGCACCAUUCGAGAGCUCCUGAAUUGGGCCACCCCACGGCAAAUGAAGCAGGAGCCCAGGGAGGACUUGCCCGAAGCUUGGGAAGCCCAGUGGCAGGAGUUCCUCGCUGCGCUCCGGUCCUCUCCUCUAGGGGAGGGACACCAGCAGCUGGCCGAGGGACCCGCCCCGUGGGGGGACAACAAAGCCUUCUUCGCCUCCUUUGAACGCCUGGCUGGAACCUGCCAGCUGCCCCGCCGGGAAUGGCUGGCUCGCCUGGUGCCCGUGUUGGGCAGGGAAGCCAAGGAGGCCUACAGUAGCCUCAGCCUCCAGGACCGAGGCGAAUAUGCCAAAGUCAAGGCGGCCAUCUUGAAAGAGGACGCCCUCCGGAUGGAGGCGCAACGGCAACGCUUCCGGCAGUUCCGCUACCACGAAGCCCGGGGGCCUCGGGAGGUGUGCAGCCAGCUUCGGGAACUCUGCCGAGGGUGGCUGAAGCCGGAGAAGCACACCAAGGAGCAGAUGCUAGACCUUCUAGUGCUGGAGCAGUUCCUGAUCCUUCUGCCCCAGGAGAUCCAGAGCUGGGUGAGAGAACACGGCCCGGAGUCCUGUGCCCAAGCGGUGCCCCUGGCAGAGGCCUUCCUUAUCAGGCAGCAAGAGGCCGAAAGGAAGGGGAAGCAGACUCGGGGAUCUCAGGUGGUAAAUUGGGCUGAGGUGAAACCGUCUUCUGUGGGUGCUGGGCUGAAGCGGAUUCACCGAGAGAUGAAGCAAGAUGCCAGAAUCCUGGACUUGGGAAACUCCAACGGGGAGCAUGCCGAGAAGGCCCUGAAUCGAACUACCGAAAACGGGGUGAAGGCUCCCGGCCGAGCCCAACUGGGCCAGAGGAGCUUCCAAAGCCCCGAGAGCAGGACCACUUUCCGGCCAAGCCCGGCCUUCUUCAAACACCAGCGGGUCCACGCGGCGGAGAGCCCACACCAGUGCCCGGAUUGCGGGAAGCAUUUUACGCAGCGUUCGAGCCUCACCAUCCAUCGGCGGAUCCACACGGGGGAGAAGCCCUCAGGGUUGUUAAACUCGUAG